Morus notabilis is the source of this 2825-nucleotide messenger RNA. RefSeq names its product anaphase-promoting complex subunit 4. The record is from RefSeq and is a predicted model, not a curated record. Gene Ontology annotation, molecular function: protein binding. The transcript is spliced from 19 exons. Bases 190 to 2619 code for a protein of 809 amino acids. NCBI's taxonomy places the organism in Eukaryota, Viridiplantae, Streptophyta, Magnoliopsida, Rosales, Moraceae. Gene Ontology annotation, biological process: positive regulation of mitotic metaphase/anaphase transition; protein K11-linked ubiquitination; anaphase-promoting complex-dependent catabolic process. Gene Ontology annotation, cellular component: anaphase-promoting complex; nuclear periphery.
CCCACUGAGAGCUACUGAAAACUUGAAAAGCCGAAAAAGCCCGCCCUUCUUCUCUGCUUCUCAAACUCUUCUCUCCCGUUUUUCUCUCCGGCCACUUCAGAGCAUUUCGGUUUCUGAUCUGUAAUUAUCGAACUUUCAUCUCUGAUCUUUCAUUUUUAAUAAUUCUUUUGAGUUCUAACUCAUUCAAUCAUGGAAACCGACGACGCCCAACGCGUGCUUCCGUUUCAGCUCCAGUUCGACAAACCGCUCGCUUCUCAGAUUAAGCUAGCGGAAUGGAAUCCGGAGAAGGAUUUAUUGGCUAUGGUAACAGAGGACUCCAAGCUUUUGCUGCAUCGUUUCAAUUGGCAGAGAUUGUGGACAAUCUCGCCUGGAAGGUCCAUAACUUCUUUAUGUUGGCAACCUGAUGGUAAAGCAAUAGCCGUUGGGCUUGAAGAUGGGGCCGUUUCAUUGCAUGAUGUUGAAAAUGGAAAACUACUAAGAAGCUUAAAAUCCCAUGCUGUUGCUGUUGUGUGUCUAAACUGGGAGGAAGAUGCACAGCAGAUUAAAGGUGAUUCUGGGAGCAUGACAACAUAUGAAGAUCGUACAUCUCGCUUCUUACCACCUGCUCCAAGAGUUCCUAGGAUACAAGGUUUGGUUUCUGGAGAUGCCGGCUUCAUGGAUGAUAGUGAAGAUUCAUUUCAAGAGCUGUCAAGUUCUUCUCAGCAACGCUUUAAUAUUCUUUGCAGUGGAGACAGAGAUGGAAUCAUCUGCUUAAGUAUAUUUGGAAUUUUUCCAAUAGGGAAAAUUAACAUACACACAUGCCAUGUUCCCUCUUCACACAUUGAUCAACAAGUGAAGUGCCAACUUUUGAAUGCUUCCAUUUACAAGGUUGCUUUGUCAAAAGAUCUUUGUCGUUUGAUAGUUAUGUGUUCCGGAGAAUUAGUUAAAAACGAGGAAGAAUCAGAAAAUUGGCAAAUGGCUGGACAUGGUAUGCAUGGAUCGCAUUGCUUGGUGCUUGAUACUUCAAUAUUUUGGAAUAGGAAAAAUGAGCUCCAUCAAGUGGCUCAACAGGCUUCUAACAUUGAAGAACUUACCGAGGUUAUCCGGGCAUCACUAUCAAUUAUGUCCAAGCAGUGGUCUGAUGCCAUGAACACUUUUCACGAAAAGUUCGAUUCUCUGUCGAAUCUGAUCAUCGAUCAUGGUAACCUCACGAAUCAAGAUAAUUCUACAGACACUUUCUUGACGUUAUUUCAAUUUUUUUUUUUUAUCCUUUUUUGUGAAUUGAUCUCAUCUUUCUAUGUAGGACUUGACUCCUCUUCCCAAGAGGAGUUCUUAAGUCUUUUAGGUGGUUCUCGGACUAGUCCACCAGUUCAUCAAUUUCUUGUUAAUUCUCUCGGUGAAGUGGGAGUGAAGCGUGUGUCAAAGGUUGUUUGUGGUGCUGGAAAAGAACUUCAGCUUAUCUUCCUAAACCAUCUCCAGCCUGCUGCAGAAAUUAUUGGAUUCAGGAUGGGAGAACUAAGAGGUCUUUCAAGAUGGCGUGCACGUUAUCAGAGCAUUGGUUUAGAUGAGACACUCAUCAGUAAUGCGGCCGAAAAAGUUGGGAUGAUAAUUGUGCAAGUUGAAUGGUUUAUGACGUUGCUUUCAUCUGUGGUGCUGCAGUUCUCCAACUUCUUCAACUGGCUUUUAAAAUGUAUAAGGCUACUUAUGUCAGAACCUAGCGAUCAACUUCUUCCAUACAAUAGUGAGCUUGUUGUUAUAUUCUUGAAGUUUCUAUACGAUCAAGAUCCUGUUAGGCAACUGCUGGAAUCAUCUGAUGCUGACCAUAUUAUUGAAAUUGAUGUGGAAACAAUGCAGAGAGUAAAAGAACUAGUUCAGUUUGGGGGAUUUUCAGAUUGCGGAUAUCUGCAAAGGACAUUAGCUAAACAAUUCCAUCAGAUGGAGUCUAGUUUUAAGGAGGCUUUUCUGAUGCCCUUUACUUCGAUUUCAAAAAAGAUCGUUUGCAUGGAUUUGUUGCCCCUUUUUCCUCUUCCAGCUUCACCAGUAUCUCUUGCAGUUCCAAUGUCAGUAUCAUACUAUGAGGAUGCUUCUCAAGCAGCUGUCUCUUAUCAGCAGAGUUGUCAAGGCAGAUUUGUAGAUUACGUAUCUUUUCAAGUACCAGAUGAUUCUUUCUCAAAUAUUUCAAAUUGCGUGGCUAUAAUCAGGGGUUUUACACAUGACUCGAUCGCAAUAAAGAAUGGCUAUACUUCGUUGGAAGCUUUAUUGUUGUGUCUCCCUGAUGGUUAUCACUGUGUGGAUCUAUCCUUAUAUAAGGAAAGUCAAAUUGUUUUGCUAUUGAAUGAAACAACAACCACUUCGGAAAGCUCUGGGGACGCCUGUAUGAUGAUUGUGCAAGCAACUGACCUUCCAUUUGUGUCUAUCUCAAGAUCCACUUGUAUGGACAGUUGGAAGUUGCAUGAACUGAAGGAAUGCAUUAUUCACCUGCAACUGGAGAAUGAAAAGGUUCGGAGUAUUCCUCAUUUUGUAGUAGCUCCCCUGGCGGUUAGCUCAUCACGAGGUGUCGCUUGUAUUUUUGCUGCAAGAAAACGUGCGUUGGUCUACAUUCUGGAGGAAGAUGAAGACGAAGUCUCAGAAGCAGAAUGACUGGCCAUUAUGUUGAAAGCUGUAACAUAUUUAUUUAUCCUUCUUUUUCAAUCGUAAGAACAAAUACGUCGUAUGGUUAUGUUUUUGUUUUAGUAUAGGUUUCUCCACGUGUAUCACAAGUCAUAACGACAUGCUUAUUGAUUACAAGCUAUUCAGUUGUAAAUUAUUCGAAACAAGAAAUGUCAAAAAAAAAAAAAAAAAAAAAA